UUUUUUUUAUCAAAAGUCUUUUUUCCAUGAUGUCAUCAUUGCCCUGAGACAAGCCGUGGGCUCAGGGAUCACUUGUCUUUGUAAAGCAAAGAAAGGAUGCAUGGGAAACUUGGAGCCUCACAAUGUGUGCACUGACUGGGGCCUGUUGUGCUGCUGCAGGCCUUUAAUCCCAGCACUCAGGAGGCAGAGGCAGUCCAAUCUCUUGAGUUUGAGGCUAGCCUGGUCUACAGAGUGAGUUCCAGGGCAGCCAAAGCUACACAGAGAAACCCUGUCUCGAAAAGACAAAAUAAAUAAAUACUCUUUAAUAAACUUUCUAGCCAGGCAGUGGUGGCACACACCUUUAAUCCCAGCACUUGGGAGGCAGAGGCAGGCAGAUUUCUGAGUUCGAGGCCAGCCUGAUCUACAGAGUGAGUUCCAGGACAGCCAGGGCUAUACAGAAAAACCCCGUCUGGGGGCAGGCACAAAAACAAAAAACUAUGCCUGUGGUGCCUAUUAGCAUAUCAAGGUCUAUGCUAGGCUCUAGGGUCCCUCAUUCCCUAUUCAGAAGUACCUGUUACUGAGUAAUUCUGGCUGGAGUACCCCAUCCCCUACCGUAAACCUCUCCCGAGCCUACCCCCAGCUUCUCUUCCCCCUCCCCCAGCUUCUCUUCCCUUCCCCAAGCUUCUCUUUCUCAGCCAGUUUGGCUAAGAACUCUAUUGGCUUCCCUCUUAGCUCCACACUUGGGCCUCUGCAUCUCUCUUCACCUACCUGCAUUCUCUCCCCUUCCCUCUCUUUUCUCUCCUUUUCUCUGCCUACCCCUCUGCCAACGCUCCUCUCGUGGUCCUCUAUUCUGCUACCUAUAUUCAGUCUUCCAGAUGCCUCUGGCUAUGAUCUCCAUAAAAACCUCUUCAACCAUACCCAGGAGCAGUCAUGUCCUCAUUUCCAUUCAAAGAGCACCUACAUGUUCCCUUUUAAUUCUGCGUCCUCAUGAGUGCUCACAUCCAGAAUGUGAUCACUUUAUCAACGGUAAGGGCAAAACCUCCCACACAAAAAUUAAGAUUGAGGCUUGAGGAUUUAGCUCAGUGGUAGAGUACUUGCCUAGCAAGUGCAAAGCCCUGGGUUCGGUUCUAAACUCUGAAAAAGAAAAGACAAAAUAACAAAACAAAACAAAAAACUAAGAUUGAGCAAGUGCUUUGCAGAAAAACAAAACAAAAAACCUAGGAGGCAGUAGAUGAUGAAAAGUUGCUUGACCUCAGUACUAAGACGGCUGCAAACAAACUGGAAUCGCUUGCGCCAAAGGACAAGAUAGAAGGCUGGCACAGGCCGAGAGGCAGGCACGCCACAGGGAGACCCCUCCACCCUGCAGCUAGUGCACCUGUGGGAACUUUUAGUUUGAAGUCUUGGGGGGAGGGGCAUUAAGGAAUUUUGUUUUUGUUUUUUAAUGUAUGUAUAGGGGAGGAAGGUAUGUGCAGGUGCCUGCAGAAUCCAGAAAACCUCGUAGGAAGCCCUGGAGCUAGACUUACAGGUGGUUGUGAGCCCGGGUAGUAGGCUUGGAGCCUGUGAAAGAGCAGUACACGGUCAUAACGUGGUCAUAACCGCAUAAUCUCUCCAGUGGCGGAGUCUAACUUUUUUUAAACUCUAGGAUGCCAUUUCCUGGGCUUGAGCGAACAUUUGGUAAGCACUUGUUCUAGAUAUCCCAUACUAUCUGUAGUCAGACGCUCACUCUCCAAAGUGACAAGAUGAAUAGAAUGGAAAUGGAAAUAUAGCUGAGUUAUUUCUAGCAAACAUUUUAGAGUUUGCAAAACAUAGAAUGGCUACAAGUCGUGGAUGAAAGCUCAGAGUCUGGAAAGGAAGGAAGGACACUUUCCUGCAGGCACAGAUAAUGGAACAUAAAGACAUCUGAAACGCUGUAAGCCCCGGGAAAGAUCCGACUAGGUCCAAUGACAGCCCAAGAUGGCCACCUUCCUCCGUGGGUGUGGCUCUGAGCUGUCUUCGUCCAAUAGAAAUAGUCAGGGGCUGGGGGGGCGGGGCUAGAUUUUGCUACCUAUCAUUGGUCAGGUGAGAGACCAAUCGCGUCGAAUCUUGUUAGAACCAGCCCCCUAGCAACGCAAGGAGCUGCUAAGAAGACUCAGCUCGUGGCAGUCUCUGCUACCACACAAGGAGCCUGGGACUCUGUGGUCUGCAGAAAUGGAAUGCGACUUGUCUACGAACCCCGGAUAUCCUCCCGCUACUUCCAAAGGCCAGAUGAUGGAGGAGCGUGCCAACCUAAUGCACAUGAUGAAACUCAGCAUUAAGGUCUUACUCCAGUCUGCCCUUAGCCUGGGACGCAGUCUGGAUGCAGACUAUGCCCCCUUGCAGCAGUUCUUUGUAGUGAUGGAGCAUUGCCUCAAACAUGGGCUGAAAGUCAAGAAGAGUUUCAUUGGCCAAAAUAAGUCUUUCUUUGGUCCUUUGGAGCUGGUGGAAAAACUUUGUCCUGAAGCAUCAGAUAUAGCUACCAGUGUCAGGAAUCUUCCAGAACUAAAGACAGCCGUGGGAAGAGGCAGAGCGUGGCUUUAUCUUGCUCUCAUGCAAAAGAAACUGGCAGAUUAUCUGAAAGUCCUCAUAGACAACAAGCAGCUCCUAAGUGAGUUCUAUGAGCCCGAGGCCUUAAUGAUGGAGGAGGAAGGAAUGGUGAUCGUGGGUCUGCUGGUGGGACUCAACGUUCUGGAUGCCAACCUCUGCUUAAAGGGAGAAGACUUGGAUUCUCAGGUCGGGGUGAUUGACUUCUCUCUCUGUCUGAAGGACGCACAGGAUCUUGACAGCGGCAGAGAGCAUGAAAGAAUUACCGAUGUCCUUGAUCAGAAAAAUUACGUGGAGGAACUUAACCGGCACCUAAGCUGCACAGUUGGGGAUCUUCAGACGAAGAUAGAUGGCUUGGAAAAGACGAACUCAAAGCUUCAAGAAGAGCUUUCAGCUGCAACAGACCGAAUUUGUUCCCUACAAAAAGAACAACAGCAGCUGAGAGAACAGAACGAAGUAAUUCGAGAAAGAAGCGAGAAGAGCGUGGAGAUAACAAAACAGGACACCAAGGUUGAACUGGAGACUUAUAAGCAGACCCGGCAGGGCCUGGAUGAAAUGUACAGCGAUGUGUGGAAACAGCUGAAGGAGGAGAAGAAAGUCCGACUGGAACUGGAAAAGGAGCUGGAGUUGCAGAUUGGAAUGAAGACGGAGAUGGAGAUCGCCAUGAAGUUGCUGGAGAAGGACACCCAUGAGAAGCAAGACACGCUCGUUGCCCUCCGCCAGCAGCUGGAGGAAGUCAAAGCUAUUAACUUACAGAUGUUUCACAAAGUUCAGAGUGCAGAGAGCAGUUUACAGCAGAAGAAUGAAGCCAUCGCAUCUUUUGAAGGAAAAACCACUCAGGUGAUGUCCAGCAUGAAGCAAAUGGAGGAAAGGUUACAGCAGGCGGAACGGGCCAGGCAGGCGGCAGAAGAGCGAAGCCACAAGUUGCAGCAGGAGCUCAGCGGGAGGGGCAGUGCCCUGCAGCUCCAGCUGUCCCAGCUGCGGGACCAAUGCUCAGGUCUAGAGAAAGAACUGAAGUCAGAAAAAGAACAAAGACAAGCUCUCCAGAGAGAACUACAGCGUGAGAAAGACACCUCUUGUCUGCUCCAGACGGAGCUGCAGCAAGUGGAAGGCCUGAAGAAGGAGCUGCGGGAGCUCCAAGACGAGAAGGCAGAGUUACGGAAGGUCUGUGAGGAGCAGGAGCAAGCCCUCCAGGAAAUGGGACUACACCUUAGCCAGUCCAAACUGAAGAUGGAAGACAUAAAGGAAGUAAAUAAGGCACUGAAGGGCCACACAUGGUUGAAAGAUGACGAGGCAACACAUUGUAAGCAGUGUGAGAAGGACUUCUCCAUUUCUCGGAGGAAGCACCACUGCCGAAACUGUGGCCACAUUUUCUGCAACACCUGCUCUAGCAACGAGCUGGCCCUGCCCUCCUACCCUAAGCCAGUGCGUGUGUGUGACAGCUGCCAUACCCUGCUACUGCAGCGCUGCUCCUCCACUGCCUCCUGAAGCCAUCAGCCCCACCCACCAGCAGGGACCUUGACCUGUUGACCUCCAUCCUCAGAGUGGAGGAAAGCCUCAGGUACAGUGCCAAACUUGGGAUCUCCAGAGACCUGUAGGGACCCAAGAGAAUCAAAGGAAAGAAUGAAACCUUCACCAGGCUGUCAGCCUCGGAAGAGAAUGCCAAGUGGCAGCUGAGCACUUUUCCAUGGUCUCUAUGGAGUCAUCUCCUCUAGACAGACACUUCUGUGUCCUCAGUUAAAUCCUGGCUUUGGUACAGGUGCAACUUCAUGACUUUGCUACUGUCACCUUCACUUUUCAAAGGGUUAACCUGUUGUGCAGCAGUUGCACUAGAGAAUCCUUUCUCUUUCCUACCCACGUCCCACAGAAACCUUGAUUUCUGCUGUGCUUUGAACCUUGUGGGUCUGUCAGUGUGCCUUGUCUGCUUCGGCAUCCAGCAUUUGCCAUCAUGCUCCUGCCAACACCUACUGUCAGCCCUGCAAUAAAAUCCUUUAUUUUUCACUCUUGUACAGACAAA
Mus musculus (house mouse) is the source of this 4555-nucleotide messenger RNA. RefSeq names its product RUN and FYVE domain containing 1 (gene Rufy1). The record is from RefSeq and is a predicted model, not a curated record. The coding region runs from base 2167 to 4026 and encodes 619 amino acids. NCBI's taxonomy places the organism in Eukaryota, Metazoa, Chordata, Mammalia, Rodentia, Muridae. Gene Ontology annotation, molecular function: SH2 domain binding; metal ion binding; SH3 domain binding. Gene Ontology annotation, biological process: early endosome to Golgi transport; regulation of endocytosis; endosomal vesicle fusion. The transcript has 18 exons. Gene Ontology annotation, cellular component: early endosome membrane; endosome.